Bipolaris oryzae ATCC 44560 is the source of this 1941-nucleotide messenger RNA. RefSeq lists its product as uncharacterized. The transcript is spliced from 2 exons. Gene Ontology annotation, molecular function: protein binding. The record is from RefSeq and is a predicted model, not a curated record. Bases 1 to 1941 code for a protein of 646 amino acids. Lineage: Eukaryota; Fungi; Ascomycota; Dothideomycetes; Pleosporales; Pleosporaceae. Gene Ontology annotation, cellular component: ubiquitin ligase complex; cytoplasm.
AUGGAUGUCAAGAAAAAGUACGAGAUCGAGGCCGCCCUCGCCACCGAGGCGCAGGCCAUCUCGUCGGGCCAGCUCAAGGAAGAGAAUCCUCUCGACCUGAGCGACGACUUUAGACUCUUUUGCGAGGCAUGCCGCCGUGGAGACCUCAAGGUCUGCCAGGAGAUGAUUUCCACUGGAGUCAACAUCAAUGCCAGAGAUAAGUUUGACUACACGCCCCUCAUCUUGGCCAGUCUGUGUGGCCACUACGAAGUCAUACGCCUCCUGCUUGAGAACGGCGCCCUGUGCGAGCGCGAUACCUUCCAAGGCGAACGAUGUCUCUACAACGCACUCAAUGACCGCAUAAGAAACCUCCUCCUAUCCUAUGACUAUGCAAAGUCGUCGAAUCCCCUGCAGCCCCUCGCCGCACACAUCACCUCCCUCCUUACGAGAACCGAGCCCAAGACGACCGACAUUACAAUCACCGCCUACGGCCAAGAAUUUCACCUGCACAAGUUUCUCCUCGCUGCGCGAUCUCCAUAUUUUGCAAAGAAGCUCGAGGCAGCGCCCAACACAUCUGCGUGGAAACUGCCAGAUACCAUCCCAGCAGAGUCGCUUGGUGUGGCGCUGCAGUACCUUUACUUUCAAGAGGUCUCGAUUAGACGAGCGCUAUUUGGACUUGACGACGAAAAAGAGCGUGUGGUAUUGAGCGGUAUCGAUAAGAUCGGCAAGCAUCUAGAAAUAGAACGCUUGUUUGAAGACAUCACCGAAGUCUCAGAUCGACGGUUGUUGCGCCAACGGCGCGCAGACGAACUAGAACGGGGUCGGGACCAAUUGGAAUCUUGGUUCAAAACAAACGUUCUCCGGCACAAGAAGGUCGUGGAUACCGACAAGGUGGAUAGCAUACGAUGGGAUCGCCAAAACUCAAUCUUUGCCGAUAUUCUGCUGCGUGCCGACGAAGAUGAAGAGGAUAAUGAAACAGGCCAGCCACUGGGGCCGUCAGAGUCGUCCACUCCGCCUGUCCGGACCGCUUCUGGACCCCUCUCAGGUAUACCAGUUGGUCCAGGUCGAGCACGCUCACCAUCGCGACAGCGAGCGCCGCGCAAAUCGACCGUCUUUCCUGCACAUCGGGCCAUGCUACUGCGCUCGGAGUAUUUCCUGACAAUGUUCAGUUCCCAAUUCAAGGAAGCGCAAGACACACCCCACUUGCAGGUUGUAACCAUUGACUGCUCGCCAGCGGUUCUUGAGACCAUUUUGAGGUUUUUGUACACUGAGCGUGCAGAUUUUGGCCUUGACAUUGCUAUUGAUGUGCUAUUUGCAGCAGAUCAGCUCUUUAUCGAGAAACUCAAGCAGCGCGCAGCCAUUAUUAUUUCUGCUCUGGGCAAUGGUGCCACCUCGGCGGUAGAGUCUGAUAAUCCCCGCGGCGCUACCGAUGCCGAUGAGGCUGUUGACAUCUACGAAGUCAUUCGCGCAGGUUGGGAUACCCGUGUACAACGUCUGGAAGAGUUUGCAGCCAGAUACAUUGCCUACCGCCUCGAGUAUUACAUUGAUCAGCCUGAAUUUGCCGAGCUUGUUCAAGAAUCUGCGAAACGCGUCAAAGCCCGACAGGAAACAGAUACCGUUGAACUUGUUGAUGAUAUACGGUACUAUCUCUCGGAACGUUUCAGGCUUCGCUUUGAAGACAGUGGUCUGGACGAAAUGAUGGAUGAGAAUGCGGCAAUCAGGGCAACAACUGAAGGAGAUAUUGUAGAUGCAGUUGGCGAUCUUGCUUUGGAAGAUGAUGGGCCAGAGAAGACACAAAACGACGAGAAGAUUGCAUCGGUAGAGCAGCAGGUUGCCACUGGUGUCAUUAGGAAUCUAGACGGCGAGGAGGUGGGUGAUGAAUUUGCGCAGGAUGCAAUGAACUACCAGAUUUUGCUGGGCAAGAUAGAUACUCUGCUAGAAAGGCUCAACCUGGAUGCUUAG